Messenger RNA from Acaulospora colombiana, 1035 nucleotides. Lineage: Eukaryota; Fungi; Glomeromycota; Glomeromycetes; Diversisporales; Acaulosporaceae. The record is from the annotation of a GenBank genome assembly.
AUGUCUGGCAGCUCUGAUCUAUUCAACCGGCUCGCAGACGAGACUAUUUUAGAUAUCAUGAGUCAUUUGUACCUUGACUCUUUCGAGGAAUUCGGGAAGAAGCCUCUCAAUGAGUCCAUUUGGCACCUCACCCUGUGUAGCAAAAGGCUUUGGCGCCUUGGCAUGGAGCCCUUAUACAGCUGUAUACGAGUGACAAAGCCUUGUCAUGUUAAUGGUAUACUAUCCUUUCUCAUGAAAACACCCGCCUACGGUAACUUUGUGAAGAAGCUGGAGGUAGAAUGCUACUACGAGGAUGAAGACGAAGUCGAAGACACAAACGGCCAAAAUACUCUCUAUAUGGAUGGUGAUAAUCCAUUUAUUAAAGAUGGAGAAUCCUAUACAGAUGUUCUUUUGGCUCUUGUCAAUGUGGCAAAACAUCACGGGCUCUCGAAGACAUUCAUCUCUGCGAUACAGUCCGGCAAGAACUGGGCCAGAGUGUUGUUAUUGAUUCAUCUACUACCAAGUUUAGAAGAAUUAAUCAUCACUCCUGAUGAUUUACCUUUGUAUGCGACUUGUCUUUCCAGGCUAUUUCAUCAAGGGCGUGUUUUUUCGAAGCUUCGCUCGUAUACGAGACGCUAUUACGACACAGAAGGCUCUUUCGCUGCUCAAACAUUGAUUCCCAUAUUUUUACAUCCCUCUGUGAUAGAGAUACAGGCGCACAGUGCCGCUAUGUGGGACGAUGGCGCCCUUGAUUGGCAGUGGCUGCUCCCUUUCGGAGUUCAAAUCGAGGCUUUGUAUGGUAAUUCGAAUGUGGAGACACUUGAGCUAUGGCGUUCUCGUAUCGAUGGUGACAAGUUCGCCACACUCCUUCGGCUGCCUCGAGCACUCAAGCGUCUUGUAUAUGUGGAUGAAAUAGCCGUGUCGUCCGAUUUCUGUUCCAAGGAUUCAUUCGAAAAGGCCCUUCACCUUACUUCACAGACGCUUGAAGUUCUCAGCGUUUGUUGGGAUGCAGACACAGCGUACAUCCAUGAGUUGUUGGUAGUGAAAACUGGCUAA